UGUUGAGGUCCUAAAUAUGCAUGACAAGACAGAGCCAUAUUAAGACACUAGGAUGCAGGCUAGAGCAUAAACUAUACAUGAUGCCUUUUAGGAUGUUUCGUAGUGCUUCCAUUUUUCUUCUGAAGAAUAAAAAGAUGCAGUUGGGAAAUAUAUGAAUGAAAAAAACUAUAGUAACAUGUCAGCUCUGUUGGUAUCAGAUUUGCACCUGCAGAUCUUUCAGGCCCAAAGUGUGCACGUUCACGUACUAAGGCGUGCUAUGACGUCUUGAGAGAGAGCGCGCUGUGAUGAUGGCGGUACGUGCACGCGCGGCAGCAGUAAUGGCUGCUUCAGAUCGGCGGAGUUCUAUCCCAGUUGAGUUCGUAGGACAAAGUUGGAGCUCCUGGAUAGAUAAGAAUAACGUUUCCGCAUCGGAAGCGUCUAACACAGAAGAAUGCAGCAAAAAUGUGAAGAAAAGGAUGGAAACUAUGACACUCAGGAAAGAAGACAUGUCAAUUUAUGGUCACUGCCCAGCGCACGACGACUUUUUCCUGGUGGUGUGCAGUCAUUGUGGACAGGUGGUGAAGCCCCAGGCGUUUGAAAAACACUGCGAGAGGCGGCAUGGGCCACUCGGCAAGCUCUACGGCGACCAUUCUCUCUCUAGCCCUCUGAAGCGACCUCGGCCUGGGCGUCCUCCUGGUCAGCACAGUGCCUCACGCGAAGCACGGGACGGCCGAUGGCAGGAGCCGGGCUCCCCCAGGGCUCCGCUGCCGCCUGCGGCACACAGGCCCACCAAAGCUCAGAAAGAGGGUGUCAGCGUGUUGCCGAGCGACAAGCUGUCCCAGGGAACCCCACCGUCGCCGCCCCACUCUUCUGCCCCCAGUCCCCGAGACCCUCCAUGGCGCCACGGGGCGGUGCAGCCCAGCGCUACCUCUCCUGGAGAGAAGCCCCUCCAGAAGGGCAUGCAAGGGCCACCGGCGGAUGCUCUCAGCCCCCUGCGUGGGCCAAGAACCUACAGCAGAACCUACAAGAAAGUGCACAAGAAGGAAUUAGACCUGGACAAGCACUGCGGAGUACUUGAUCCAGAGAGGAAGAAAGUUUGCACCAGGCUCCUGACAUGUAAUAUUCACUCCAUUCACCAGCGAAGGCAGGUUGUUGGAAGGAGCAAGAAUUUUGACCAGCUGGUAACAGAGUUGAAAAUGGGCUCGAAGGCUCGAGAGCGGGCACCUGCGCUCAGAGAAUCGCCGGAAACGGAAGCGCCCUCUUCUGAGACCCCCGUGAGCCAAAUCGGGUCUCCUCACUGCAAACGCCAGCUGAAUUGUGUAAAUCUCAGGCCCAGGACUCCCUCGGAAAGCGCAGUGGAGGAGGAGAUGGAGGUUCUAACGGAAGCAGAGGAGCCGACACCGCUGUCCAACAAUCACAAUCGCCUCUCCAGCGACGAGAGCGAAGGGGAGGGCCAGGAGGAGUCCCUAGAUCUCCCGUUCAGUCCGUGGCAUCCCAAACCGCUUGGGCUGUGUACGUUUGGCAGUCGCUCACUGAGCUGCAGUGUCUUCACCUUUGACCGGCGGCUGCAUCACCUGCGAUCAGCCGUGAGUGCCAUGGUCGAGCAGCACCUCAGUGCGCAUCUCUGGAAGAAAAUACCCCAGGUGGCAGACACGCGGCUCAACAAGAGUCCCGCGGCGGUGGCAUCUGUGCCCAGCUCUCAGGACCCCUCAGGCAGCGCUUCGGUCCGCGCGUCUGUCUCCUCCUCGCCCGCCCCCUCCUCCUCCUCCUCCUCCUCCUCCUCCCUCAGGACUAGCAGCUCCUCUCUCCCUCAGCGCACAGGGAGGGAGAACUCCUCAGGACAAUCAGAGACUAAAGGCAGCCGGACGACGCCCUCUGCGCCGUCGGGGCCCGGUCGGCCCAAGAACCCCGUGGGCCGGCCCAGCAAGCAGCAGCUGCGCCAGCGCGAGCUGGAACUGGAGCGGAGCCGGCGGGCCGAGGCGGGUGCGGGUGCCUCGCCCGGCGCGGGGAGAGAGGAGCGGACGCCGGAGCGGACGCCGGAGCAGUCGCCAUCGCCGUCGCCGUCGGGUCGUGGCGGCAGGGGCUACGAGCGCUCGGAGGAACACGUCUUUGCGCCCUCCCCGGACAAAUCGGCCAGCCCCGCGUCCCGCAGGCCGGUCAACGGCGCCCUGUCGCUGUUGAGUAAGCCACGGCCGACGGCGCACACGGCCCAGGCACGCUCGCCCUCGCUCGCCAAACGGCCGACUGCGCCUUCGUCGGGCCACGCUCCCUCCACACCCCCUGAGCACUUCAGCAGCAGAGGAGGAGGAGGAGGAGGAGCAGGAGCAGCGGGAGGAGGAGGCUCGGGGCCGCACAGGCGGCCGGACGGAUACGACCAUAAGGGCUUGGGCAAGAAACGCAAGGCCAGUGGUGUCUCGCCUCCCGUGACCCCCUCGCAACCCUCCAAAUCUCUGGGCCUCUCAUCCCCCUCACAUUCCAGCUUCUUCUCUUGGAAAAAGGACAGCAAAGGGACAGCCGCCUCCCUUGGACUGGAGAAGAAACUUGACACACAGAAGCCAAAGCUUCAUCACUGAGGCAGUCUGCCUUAAAACCACUAGGAGAAGAAGCCUACUGCCAUCUAUUGCCACAGAAUUUAUGCACAGGACAUGAUGGGCUGUACGUUACACAGCUGGGUCGAGUGUUUUGUAUGUGUGUGUGUGUGUGUGUGCGUGCGUGCGUGCGUGCGUGUGUGAGUGUUUGUAAAUGUGAGUGUUUAUGAAAUGUGAAUAUGAAUGAGAGCUGAUUCCCCCGUGUAUGAGUACAGAUAUACCUCAAGACCUUCCUAAGAUGCUGCUAAACAGAAAAUGUCAAUUAAUGGAAAAUGAAUUAAAUAUCCCUAACACUUGAA
Messenger RNA from Clupea harengus (Atlantic herring), 2866 nucleotides. RefSeq names its product ataxin 7 like 2b (gene atxn7l2b). Lineage: Eukaryota; Metazoa; Chordata; Actinopteri; Clupeiformes; Clupeidae. The record is from RefSeq and is a predicted model, not a curated record.